AUGUUAUCAAAUCUAAUAAAAUCUCGGCAAGUUAUUUGCAGGCUAUAUUCUGCCACCGUCACCAAUACAAAGGUCAACAAUCCCUAUUCAUUCGACAACUCCUACACAACAACCCUCGAAAAAGAAUGGCAACAGGCAUCUCCCUUCAAUUCAAUACCAGGACCAACAAAAUAUCAAUUAAUACGUGAUUUUAUGCCCGGUGGAGAUUUCCACAAGAAAUCUUUCGACUCCGUUCUCCGCCAAUGUCGUGAACGUUAUGGUGAUUUGUAUUUAAUGCCUGGCAUGCUUGGAAAACAACAAAAUUUAAUAACCUUCAAUUUAAAUGAUCAUGAAAAGAUAUUUCGCACCGAAGGACCAUUUCCUGUAAGGCCGGGUAAUGAAAUUAUAUUCGAUUAUCGUUUGCAGCGUACCGAGGCGGGUCUCUAUGAUGCUGAGAAUUUGGGAGUGGCAGGAAAUGGCGCCCAAUGGUCGAGAUUUCGUCAUGCCGUAAAUCCUGUUCUCAUGCAGCCAAGGAAUACUGUAUUGUACAUCGAGCCAACACAAAAAGUUAAUAAUGAUUUUAUUGAGAGAAUCCGUGAAAUCCGCAAUCCCACCACGUUAGAAGUUCCCGAAGAUUUCCUAAGGGAAAUAAAACGUCUAGCCUUCGAAUCGGUGGCCGUUAUUGCUUUGGAUAAAGAACUGGGAUUGGUACGAAAUCAGGUUACACUACCAGAAGCCCAAGAGCUGUUCGAUAACUUACAAACAUUCAACACCUCCCUCUAUGAAUUGGGUAUUAAACCAUCCAUACAUAGAUACAUAAAAACGCCCACCUAUAGGAAAUUUGAAAAAUCCAUGGAUACGAUUACGAAUAUUUGUUGUAAAUAUGUCGAAGAAACAUUGCAGAGGAUUGAGAGUCAUGGUGAAGAAGAGGGCAAAAGUGUGUUGGAAAAAUUAAUCAAAAUCGAUCGUAAAAUUGCCACAAUUAUGUCGGUGGAUAUGCUGAUGUUUGGGGUGGAUCCAACAUCGACAAUUAUGUCGGCUGCUUUGCUAUGUCUUGCCACAAAUCCCGAGAAACAGAAGAAACUGAGAGCAGAGAUUUUAAACGCAAUUGGACGAAACGGAAAAUUCUCUAUGGAAAAUAUGAAAAACUUACCGUAUUUGAGAGCCUGUAUUAAAGAAGCUAUGCGCCUGUAUCCUUUGAUUUUUGGUAAUAUGCGAACCACCGCAAUGGAUUUGUGUUUAAGUGGUUAUCAAGUACCGAAGGGAACUCAUGUUUUUCUAACCUCAAAUAUGUUGUUGAAGGAUGUAUGUUAUUUUUCCCAACCCGAUGAAUUUAUACCCGAGAGAUGGUUACGUUCCCAAGAAUCGGAUAAACUUAAGGCCACCAAUCCAUUUAUAUUUUUACCUUUCGGAUUUGGUCCACGUUCUUGUGUGGGAAAGCGUAUUGUCGAUUUGCAGCUGGAAAUAACAUUGGCGAAUAUUGUUCGCAAUUUUAACAUGGAAUUUCAAUAUUCGACGGAGAAUGCUUUUCAGAAUUUUUUUAUGAAUGCCUGUGUAAUACCGUUGAAAUUUAAAUUUACCGAUUUGCCUUGA
Musca vetustissima is the source of this 1572-nucleotide messenger RNA. Its product is annotated as probable cytochrome P450 12c1, mitochondrial. The record is from RefSeq and is a predicted model, not a curated record. Gene Ontology annotation, molecular function: oxidoreductase activity, acting on paired donors, with incorporation or reduction of molecular oxygen; monooxygenase activity; iron ion binding. The transcript is spliced from 4 exons. Bases 1 to 1572 code for a protein of 523 amino acids. NCBI's taxonomy places the organism in Eukaryota, Metazoa, Arthropoda, Insecta, Diptera, Muscidae.